Molecule: messenger RNA, 840 nt
Organism: Cadophora gregata
Lineage: Eukaryota; Fungi; Ascomycota; Leotiomycetes; Helotiales; Ploettnerulaceae
Exons: 1
Coding region: 1-840 (279 amino acids)
Source: RefSeq, a predicted model, not a curated record
AUGACAAACUACGUCCACCCUCAAACACCUUCGGAGAAAACGCCAAAGACAAUCAUUAGUUCAAUAGCUGUUGGGGGACAUAUCGCAUUUGCACUGUCGUUUGUCUAUGUAUACUUUGCAGCUGUCUACUGUAUCCUCGAAGCCUGGUAUCACAAGCAACUUCAGCUCGACAUCGAUAACACUCAUGAUGCCAUAGCAAUUGCUUGGCUAUUCAUCGCAAGCGGUAUCAUGAUGUACAUGCCACAGAACGAGGAGAAGAAGGAGAAAGAGAAAAAGGAGGCUGCAGAAGAGGCCUCAAAGUCGAAGACCAAAUCAGCCACUAUCCCAGCUAAGAUGAAGGCCAAGGAAUUACCAAUAUCAUCGUGGGACAGCAACGUAAACAUUGCGUGGAGCUGGGAGAACUGGGAGGAACUUAUGAAGGCAGCUUACAAGGAGCGGGCUCAGACACCACAGAAAGUCGAGACGAACAACAUGAACCAAGCAGCCAAGAUUCAGCGCGAGCAAGCUCGUAUUUCUCGUCUCUACGCCACCAUUCGGAUGCUAGGCGACGUGAUUGAGAGCUUGAAGAUGGAAGUGGAUCGUCGGGAGAGACAAGUGGAAGAGAUCGAGAGCAGAUUGGAGGUUGAGGUCUGUGACGAUCCUACGUUGGAGGAAGAUAGAGAAGAAGCUGACGAUGGAAAGUUGGAGGCUCGUCAGUUUCAGUGCCGUGCUGGAUAUUGGUGUAGACGGAACUGUUGCCUUGAGAAGAAGAGGAAGCUGCCUGUCCGGUCUGAUGCCAAUGACCAGCAUGAGGCCGACGAUGAGGAAUAUGUUAUGGUCACCACGGGUGCAGAUUUCUAG